This is a messenger RNA of Didymodactylos carnosus, 3640 nucleotides long. The record is from the annotation of a GenBank genome assembly. NCBI's taxonomy places the organism in Eukaryota, Metazoa, Rotifera, Eurotatoria, Philodinida, Philodinidae.
UCAGUACACUUUGUCAAUAGAUUAUCUUAACCGAGAUGAUGACCACAUCAUUUUUUUCAUUGGUCAGUCAGUAUCACCUAAUACUAAGAUAGCAAGUAGAGAGCAUUAUAGUAAAGUCUUCUAUGUACGGGUGUUUAAAAUAGUAUAUUGAAAAAAAGCAGUAAGGGAUGUAUUGCCAUUGAUUUCAGUGCAGGAAGCACUAUCUUAUGUGCAAAGAAAGCAAUCAUUAAUCGACUUAGUGAAUGCAGUUGUUCUGAAACAAGUCUUUCAACUGGAAAUUCCAGUAGAGAUAACUUUCAACCAGUAAUACAAAGCUAAAAAUAUUAUUUAUAUCUUAAAUUGCGUCGCCAAAUAUUCAACCCAAACCCGACCCGACCCUAGGGUCGGGUUGCAGGUCUCUCACUACUGCUGAAUUCUUGUAGCAUUCACUAGAAAUAGUUAUCAGCAACUUAGAUUCUAUUCAGAGCGAUAGAAAUUUCAGAACUUUCUUGUUAACUCUUGAAUAUUUAGAUACUUUCUUGUACUACGUGCAAUUUUCGUUGUUAUUUCUUUAUUCAGACAUGGUGAUAUGUUGUAUUUGGUUGCUGAAUGUGAUGAUGUAUUGCCUGCAACAAGCAACGAUUAUAGUUCAUCAUUCCGUGGAAUUGGUAUAAAAAAUGAUCCAACAAUGACUACUGGUGCGUCAUUUUCACCUUAUUCACGUAGUGGUGGCAGUUAUUUUACAAAUGGUAGUAGUUUGGUUUCUGAUUCAAUUCCGUAUGGAAGUACUAGUGCAGAUUCUAAUUACAUAUCAAAAAGUGAUCUUAAAGAAGAUGAAGUUGAUCAGCAAUUAGAGAAAAUUGAUGGGAGAAUUCAACGAAAUCGUGAUCCGCAAUUAUGUCAUCAUAAUAUACACGGAAAAUGUAUUCAUUGUAUUCCAAUUGAACCGUAUGAUGAAGAUUAUUUAAGAAAUCGUAAUCCACCAAUUAAACAUAUGUCAUUUCGAGCUUAUAUAAGAAAAUUGCAAAAUGCAUCGCCCGGUGAUAGAAAUAUAUUUGCUAGUUUAGAAAAUAUUAACUGCUCAAUAAAAGAAAAAUGUAGAACUGGUCAUGCACCAUGGCCAAAAGGCAUAUGCACAAAAUGUCAACCAAACUCAUUAACAUUAAACCGACAACCCUAUCGUCACGUUGACAAUAUUAUGUUUGAAAAUGGAAAUUUAGUCAAUCGUUUUUUAAACUAUUGGCGAUCUUCUGGUUUUCAGCGCGUUGGGUUUUUAUAUGGACGAUAUGAAGUUUAUGACGGGGUUCCGCUAGGAAUUCGAGCAGUUGUUGCUGCGAUCUAUGAACCAGCACAAGAAACAUCACGUGAUUCUGUAAAAUUAAUUUUUCCCGAUCCGCAUGCAGCACUAGUGGACGAUGUAUUUGGAAGAUUGAACAUGCGUCGUAUUGGUUGGAUAUUUACUGAUCUUUUACCAGAUGAGACAAAAUCGGGGAAUGUAUUGCAUCAUCGUGGAAAUACAAAUUCUUAUUUUUUGAGCGCUCAAGAAUGUAUUAUGGCUGCUUGGUUUCAAAAUAAUUAUCCAAAUGUUUGUAAAUAUUCUCCAGAUAAAUUUCUAGGUUCAAAAUUUGUUACAGUAGUUGUUACCGGUAUGUAUUUAUGUGAUUCAAAUGGUCAAAUCCAUUUUGAAGGUUAUCAAGUAUCAAAUCAGUGUAUGGCAUUAGUUAAAUCAAAAUGUUUAGUACCAACAUAUGAUGCAUCCGAAUUAGGCUAUAUUAAAGAAACAAGUCAAGAACAGUAUGUACCAGAUGUAUAUUAUAAAGAAAAGGAUUCUUAUAAUAACGAAGUAAUGAAAAUCGGACGGCCAUUACCUCUAGAAUAUUUGAUUAUCGAUGUACCAACUGGAUUUCCGUCUGAUACAACUAGACGUUCAACAUUCAAUGAUUCUAGUCAUUUCGUGAAAAUACCAUUUACUGUGGAAAAUCGUAUGCAAAUAGGUGAAUUACAAAAUAUGAACACAUUAUCAAGUUAUCUAGGUCAAUUUAAAACAGUUGAAGGCAAUGGACCGACAACAGUAUCAACAUCAAAUUUUCAAGCAUUCGAUAUUAUGGCUGAUAUUCAUCUUCUAUUGUAUUUAGCGGUCAAUGAUAUUUUACCAUUUUCUAAGAAUCAGCUUGAUCCAUUAUUAGAUGCAAUUCGUGUAAAUGAUACAAGUGGUAUUGAAACAUGGAUGGAAAGCAGUGAAUGGCAAACAGUUGUACAAGUAUUACAAACACAAAGUCCUAGUCCGUUACCAUCAAUGUCACAUCAUCCAUCUAUGGAUUAUGAUACAUUUAAUAAACAUCAACAAUCAUCCAAUAAUCGAUAUUGGACUUGUGAAAGUGCAUUAACGAAUAGACAAAUUGGUGGUAAUGGUGAUGUUUCGUCUGAUAAUAAUGUACCGUCGCAAUAUAAAGUUUUAACAUUAACAUUUAAUCAAGAUUGCACAUCACUUGCAUUGGGCACAGAGAAAAAUUAUACAUUGUACACAAUUUCACAAGAUAAAAUUGAUGAAAUAUAUGAUUGUCCUUAUGAUGAUGUACGUAUUAUUGAACGUUUAUUUUCAAGUUCAUUAACCGCUUUAGUUAGUAAUCAAUCACCGAGAAAAUUAAAAGUAUGCCAUUUUAAAAAAGGAACAGAAAUAUGUUCAUAUUCAUUUGCCAAUACAAUUUUAUCCGUUAAACUUAAUCGUCAGCGUUUAAUUGUUUGUUUGGAAGAAAGUAUUUAUAUCCAUAAUAUGCGUGAUAUGAAAGUAUUACAUACAAUACGUGAUGUACCAUCGAAUCGAGAAGGUCUAUGUGCAUUAUCAUCUAACAGCGAAAAUUCUUAUUUGGCUUAUCCAGGUAGUUCAAUUAGUGUAUCAAUUAUAGCAGCACAUGAUAGUCCUCUAGCAGCAAUUGCAUUUGAUAUAACUGGCAAAAAAAUAGCAACUGCAUCUAAUAAAGGAACAGUAAUUCGUGUUUUUAAUUCUGCUGAUGGAGCACGUUUAUAUGAAUUUCGUCGUGGUGUAAAAAGAAUUGCAACAAUUCAUUCAUUAACAUUCAGUCCAGAUGGCAUGUUUUUAGCCGCAUCAAGCAAUACAGAAACGAUACAUAUUUUUCGUUUGACUAAUACAAAAGACAAAGCACCAGAAGAAACGAGUUCUUGGAUGGGUUAUUUUGGUCGCGCAUUUGUUAGUGCGGCACAUUAUUUACCAACACAAGCAUCUGAAGUUUUGACGCAAGAUCGUGCAUUUGCUACUGUACAUUUACAAUCACCAGGCAUGAAAACGACUUGUGCAAUGACAGUUAUGAAUAAAAUACUGAAAUUAUUUGUUGCCGGUUAUGAUGGUGUUGUUUGUAUUUAUGAAGUAAAUACUGUUGAAGGUGGAGAAUGUAAACAACUCGGCCAGUAUUUGUUAUUUAACAUGUCUGCAAAUAAUAGUAAUGGUGGAGGAGGAGAUUCAACAGUAGCCACUGGUCAUCGAAAUUCACUUGAUGGUGUUCGACAUCCGUCCAUGUUACAAAAUGAAACAAUACCACAAACGACCACAGCAACAAUCAACUCGGCACGUUCGCCAAGCGCGCCAGAUCUUGAUGAAGAAAAUUUUCCACGUUUGAAUUUGCCUCAAGAUGCAUUUGAUUAA